Messenger RNA from Geodia barretti, 720 nucleotides. The record is from the annotation of a GenBank genome assembly. Lineage: Eukaryota; Metazoa; Porifera; Demospongiae; Tetractinellida; Geodiidae.
UUGGGCGAUUUCGGAAACGGACAGCUUGAUACAGCAGAAGAAGAGGAGUCCGGUCCCGGCCUAUGGAAAAGCGUCGAAGGCCAUAUCCAAGGCAAGACGCUGGCGGGCCUCAUCGCGUUGGUCCCGUUGAUCGUCACUGUCGUUGUCCUGGUCGUCAUCAUCGGAUACGCCGACAGCGCCGUUCGCAGGCUGCCGUUCGUGAAGGGGGAGCCCUGGGACUUUUGGGGAGUCGGGAUGAUUGUCGCCGUCGUCCUGUUCUACGUGGUCGGUCUUAUCAUAUCCACGAGGAUCGGCCGCAUAGCAAUGGACUUCAAGGACACGGUGUUCAACCACAUCCCCGUGGUCAAGACGAUCCUCGGAGUGACAAAGCAAGCGAUGGCUUCCCUCACCUCGCAAUACCAGUUCUCUCGCGUCGUGUUCAUAGAGUGGCCGCGUGAGGGCAUGGUCGCGAUGGGGUUCGUGACGGGGCAAGCCUUCUCGCGCAAAACAAAAGACUCGAUAGUCGUCGUCUAUAUUCCAACCGUUCCCAAUCCCACCUCCGGCAACAUGGCCCUCGUCCCCGAAGACGACAUCAUAGAGACGGACAUUACGGUUGAGGACGCCAUGAAGCUGGUUUUCUCCGGCGGUAUCGUGUUGCCGGAAGCGUUCUCCUUGGCAAGGAUGCCCGUCGAACGAGAGGACUUUGGACUCAUCGGCCGGUUCGAGACUGCACCUGAUUAG